Messenger RNA from Erinaceus europaeus (western European hedgehog), 927 nucleotides. RefSeq names its product fibroblast growth factor 19 (gene FGF19). Lineage: Eukaryota; Metazoa; Chordata; Mammalia; Eulipotyphla; Erinaceidae. The record is from RefSeq and is a predicted model, not a curated record. Gene Ontology annotation, molecular function: growth factor activity.
AUGAAGAAAGCACAGAUCUGCAAAGAGGAGGUUGUCUAUUUGGGACACAAACUGAGAGGUGGGCAGAGAUUGCUCACCCAAGCAAUGAAGCAGAUGAUUCUGGGCAUACCGACCCCCACCAAUAAGAGGGGGGUGCGAGAGUUCCUAGAAUUGGUGGCGUACUGCCACUUAUGGAUCCCUGGGUUUGCAGAAAUUGCUCGACCCCUAUAUGAAGGUGUCCACACAUCGCACUCAGAUUUCCUGAAGAGAGCGUGCAUGAGUGUCCCAGAACUUCACCCUGGGACCCCCGCCACUGCACCCCCGGACCCUCAGAAUUGCACCCCAGCAGCUCAUGCCCAGAGCCCCAGCAGCCUUGGCAAUGCGCCCAGACCCCCAAGACUAGCCCCUGCGCCAUGUGCACCGCCUCGCCCUGGCGCCCUGUGCCUGGUGGGUCUUUGGUUGGCGGCCGCCACCAGGCCUCUGUCCUCGGACCUGGGGCCGCACGUGCACCUGGGCUGGGGCAAUGAAGUCUGCCUGCGACACAUGUAUGCCGUGCCCCCCCCCCGUGGCCAGAGCGCCCACAGUUUGGUGGAGACCGGCUCCGUGGCCCUGAAGACCGUGGCCAUCAAAGGGGUGCAGAGCUCACGUUACCUCUGCAUGGGUGCUGGGCAGCUGCAGUACUCCUCUGAGGAUUGUGCCUUCCUGGAGCAGCUGCAAGACCACCACACCAUGUACCUGUCCUGCCAGCACCAGCGGCCCAUGUCCCUGGGCACCACCUGCCAGAGGGCCCCGGCCCUGUCCCACUUCCUGCCCCUGCUGCCGGGAGCCUGGCUGGCCCCGCCCCAUCGGCCCCCCCCCCAGUCUGCUCCUCUGGAGACAGACAACAUGAGCCCCUUUGGCCUGGCUGGCCACCUGGAGCAGGUGAAGAGCCCUAGCUUCCAGGAGUGA